Molecule: messenger RNA, 1639 nt
Organism: Brassicogethes aeneus
Lineage: Eukaryota; Metazoa; Arthropoda; Insecta; Coleoptera; Nitidulidae
Source: the annotation of a GenBank genome assembly
CGAAGCGCCAAUAUAUCCACUGCAGCAGUGUCAGCUGUUAUUCGUCUACGAUGGCGACAAAUUGUAACAUCAUAAGAAAAAUGUUUAAUAGAAGCUGCAGGAAUUUUGUGAGAUGUUACAGCAGGUCGGCAAAAUCGACGUUUAACAGUAACAAUUCACCGUUACCAAUUUUAUACGUUGUUGGAGGAACUGUGGCCAUUUAUUCAGCUUACAAAUGCCAGGCUAAAAAUAGUGUUCGAGCAGCCCAAACGAAAAAUGAAGACGAAAAAAAAGCUGUUAAACUCACCUCAAGGGAGAAAAGGUUCAUACGCUUUGCCUCCGUUGAAUAUGAUGGACAGCUGUACAUGACACCUCAAGAUUUUCUUGAGUCAGUUGUCGAAGCCGAACCGAGACCUCGACUUAAAAGAAGAGUAUUAACUCAAAAAGAGUUGGACAAAAUUAGGGACUCAACUCCCACUUUAAGUCAUGGUUCCCCACGGAUGUUUAGAGCACUUAGAGACAAAGGAAUAAUUUCAUACACUGAGUAUUUAUUCUUGCUAUCAAUUUUGACCAAGCCUCAAUCAGGUUUUCGCAUAGCAUUUAACAUGUUCGAUACGGACGGUAACGAACGGGUCGACAAAAAUGAAUUUCUAGUCAUACGUAAACUAUUGGCGGGAAAAAAAACUGAACGUGAUAUACCAAUGGAAAAAAUAUUUAGUCACGCUUGGAAAGGAAAGAGAGGUCUUUCCAACGAAGAAACGGAAAAAAUCAUCUCUAACAUUCAAGAAGCCUUUGUGGAUGAUGAGCAAGGUCUUCAAAGAAGACACACAGUGGAUACGACUUUGUUGGUCCAUUUUUUCGGUGCUAAAGGCACUACCGACCUAAACUUCGAGAAUUUUAGGAAGUUUAUGCUUUACUUGCAAACAGAAGUAUUAGAGUUGGAGUUCAGUGAGUUUUCCAAGGGGUUGCCGACUAUAUCCGAAGUAGAUUUCGCGAAGAUAUUGUUGAGAUAUACGUAUCUAGAUACGGAUGAGUAUGAUAUGUACCUGGAUAGACUGCUGGACAGAAUCAAGGACCCUCAAGGCAUUACUUUUGAGGAGUUUCACGUGUUCUGCCAGUUUCUGAACAACUUAGAGGAUUUCAGUAUUGCCAUGAGAAUGUACACGUUAGCAGACCACCCCAUUUGCAAGGACGAGUUUCACAGAGCAGUUAAAAUUUGUACUGGUACAAACCUAAGCCCUCACUUGGUCCACACUGUAUUCGCCAUUUUUGAUGAUGAUGGUGACGGGUUACUAAGUUAUAGGGAGUUUAUCGCCAUUAUGAAAGAUCGUUUACAUAGAGGCUUUAAGUCUUACGCGAAAAAUGAGGGUUGGGAAGCAUUUAAAACCUGCAUAAAGCAAGAAAUGAAAUCGCCAUCUUAAGCAAUAUAUUUAUUAACUACCUCACAUGUUUGUGAUAUUUUAUGACAAAUUAACUAAUCGUUUUUUUAAAUAAUUUUAAAACUUUGUAAGCAAUAUUGCGUUUUUAAUGUACUUACCUGUUGUUUCUGUAUGUUGCCAUAUUUUAUUGCUAUAGUUACCUAUGGACUGUUAAUGUUUCUAGUCAUAUACAGUUAUUAUUUUUUGUUGUAAUAAUUUUAAUAAAUUAUAUUUUAAAUGGG